AUGGUUGAUGGCCAAGGCUCUAAUUGGUGGAAUUCUCAAAUCGAUUAUGUUCAGAGGCUAUCCAAACACAUUCCCGGUAUGAAACAAACUGUUUUGAGAUUCUAUGCCAGCUAUAAUAUCACGGUACGUGACAUUAGAAUCACAAUGUCUGCACCAGAGAGUAGCCCAAACACCGACGGUAUUCACCUGCAAAACACCCAAGAUGUAGAAAUUCAGCAUUCUAACAUCAGCUGUGGCGAUGACUGUGUGUCGAUGCAGACUGGUUGCUCUAAAAUCCAUGUGCAUCAUAUAAAUUGUGGCACUGGUCAUGGUAUAAGUUUAGGAGGAUUAGGGAAAGAUAAAAGUAUUGCUUGUGUCUCGGACGUCAUCAUUGAGAACAUCUCUAUGCAAACCACUAUGUAUGGAGUAAGGAUCAAGACAUGGCAGGGUGGUAUUGGAUCUAUUAAGAAUGUUUCAUUCUCAAAUAUUCAAGUCUCUGAUGUUAAGGUCCCCAUAAUGAUUGAUCAUUACUAUUGUGACAAGAAUUUCUGCAAGAACCAAACAGGAGCCGUGGCGAUAUCUGGUGUGAAAUUUGAUCAGAUAAUUGGGACUUAUUCAGCACAACCAAUUCAUCUAGCUUGUAGCACUGCCGUUCCAUGCACUGACGUUGAUCUAAUUGAUAUUCAGCUAAAACCUUCACCGGGUUAUCAAGGAUUUGAACAGGCAUUGUGCUGGAACUCGUAUGGGAAAUCGCAAGAACCUCUUGUUCAUCAAGCAUGGACUGUUGCUUAA
Ilex paraguariensis (yerba mate) is the source of this 771-nucleotide messenger RNA. The record is from the annotation of a GenBank genome assembly. NCBI's taxonomy places the organism in Eukaryota, Viridiplantae, Streptophyta, Magnoliopsida, Aquifoliales, Aquifoliaceae.